AUGGACCCCUUGAGCAUCGCACCCAUUGUGGCACAAACCACGGCUAUCUGCCUGACCACUAUCAAGAGUCUGUACAACCUACGGGAGAAGUUCAAGGAUGCACCGAUGGUGGUUACCGCCAUAUGUGCCGAGUCGACCGUCAUAUCCACGUCUCUAGCCCAGAUCCAGAGCCUUCUCCUUCAAAUGCCGAAUCUCGCUCGACAGUGGGCAUUACGAACCGAACUGCCCAUAGUCCUCGAUCAGGCACUCACUGGAUGCAUGCUGAUUUUCAGUUGUAUCGAGGCGGAGAUCCAGCGGAUCACCGGGGGCGUCCAGAAUGUUGCCCUAAAACGAUGGAGAUCGCGUCUUCGCAUGAUGUGGAGCGAGUCGCAGCUAAACGACCUCUUGAGCUCGAUUCGUGGUCAGCAGACCGCCAUGACCUUGCUGAUCCAACUGCUCCAGAUGAAUACCCUCCAUGAGAUCAACGACACGCUGCAACGGAAGGGGGACGCCUUCCGCAAGUCCGCUAGUAUGACGCAGUCCCUUCGCGCGCGGAACCCUAGCGUGAGGGUCGCCGGAUCCAUCUACAGCCAGGGAGCACGUGCGGGCUCUGCUUCUGCUGCCCCUGACGCUUUGUCUAUAGUUGCGCCCUCGGACCUCGAAUUCGACUUCGACGAAUUGGUUAUCAACAGUCGGGCAUAUCGCAAACUCGUCCACGCGCAGGCCAACAAGACCCAGACAGCUAUUGCCGGGGGUUCAACCUCGGGCAACCUUACCGGUAUGACCGCUGUGACCAAGGCAAAGGCAGAGGCGGAAGCUGCUGCCGCUGCUGUUGAGUCUGCCGUGGCCCCGGAGCCUAAGGCAGAGAAGUCUCCGACUGACCGGAGGAGCGAAGGAGAACUGGAGCCUAUGACCCGUGAGGUGGAGGAAGAGGAAGCACCCGGCGAGAAGGUGCGGGCCGAAAUAUCUGCCGGGAAACCCGCGGAGAUGGAAGAAGGGAAAAAGCGCGCCGCCGAGACCAAUGCAGACACUCUCGGGCAAGCGAUCACCGCGCCACCGGUACCUGCGACGACGCCGCUGGCGGUUCAGAAAACCCAGGGCAUACCGAAAAUAGCUAUGCUGUCAAAAGCCCUGCAAAAGGCAAAAACGGCAGUUGAGUUGGACGAUACACAGAACCUCGAGGGUGCUAUUAGGGCCUACGCCGUAGUCGGUGCUAUGCUCCAGCAGGUACUGUUGCGUACCUCUGGAGAGGAUCGGAGGAAGAUUGAGACCAUCCACUCAGUCUACAUGGACAGAGUCAUGGAGCUUGACGAGCAGCUCGUCGAUAUUGAGCUCGGAGAGAAAGGGUUCCCCCAAAGUCCUGAAAGCGAAUCUGGACUUGCCCCCUGA
Molecule: messenger RNA, 1368 nt
Organism: Parathielavia appendiculata
Lineage: Eukaryota; Fungi; Ascomycota; Sordariomycetes; Sordariales; Chaetomiaceae
Exons: 4
Coding region: 1-1368 (455 amino acids)
Source: RefSeq, a predicted model, not a curated record